AUUUUGUUUGUAGAAGAAAAGAAAAGACAAGUUUUAAACCCUGAAUUGAGGUUUUCAGUUCUACGGCGAGAAAUUUCAGGGACUCACUGCGCCAAGUCGCUCGCCAUCUUCUCCUUCCUUCCGCUCCGCCAUUUGGGUUUCUGAAAACAAGCUGUUUCGGUAGCUCUUUUCUACGUGGUGGGCAGGGCCUAGGUGGUUAUGGUUUCUGUUGGUUCGAGAGCUCUAACAUCGAGGAGACAUAGAACCUUUGUCUCAGCUGAAGACCACUUAAUGGGUGAAGAUAAAUUAGCACGUAAUAGUGGGAGAAAGAAAAACGCCAUGAACAGGAAGGCUGAGCGUGGAGGUCAUGGCUUUGAUGGGAAUAACACCCACAAGAACGCUUCUGGGAGGAUGGAUGGCGGAACCUUGAACUCCAACAAAAAGUUCUCCAAUAACAAAAGUACGUCCACACCACAAAGUUCACUCAUUAGGAAACAAGUUGAUCCUGAAACAACAAAAUACUUCACCGAGAUUUCCAAUUUAUUUGAAAGUGAAAAUGUUGACUUUGAAGAACGAUCGGUAAUUUGUGGUAAUGCUCUAGAGGAAGCUGCGGGGAAAGAGUUUGAACUUGCUACUGAUUAUAUCAUAAGUCACACUAUGCAAAGCCUUCUUGAAGGCUGUAACGUUAAUGACCUUUGUAAUUUCCUCCAUGGUUGUGCCAAUCAAUUUCCAUUUAUUGCAAUGGAUAGAUCUGGCUCACAUGUUGCUGAAACAGCAAUCAAGUCUUUAGCUAUGCACCUACAAGAUGAAGAUGUAUAUCCUCUGGUCGAAGAUGCUUUAACAGUGAUAUGUAAGGAAAUUGUAGCAAACUCUCUAGAUGUGAUGUGUAACUGUCAUGGUUCACAUGUUCUUCGAAGUCUUCUUCAUCUUUGUAAAGGAGUACCUCUAGAGUCUUCAGAAUUUCAUACCAGAAAGUCAUCAACAACGCUAGCAGAGCGGCUGAAUGUCAAGGCACCUCGUUUUAAUGGAGAUCAUGGGUUUCAUAUUGAGGGAGGCUUCCCAGAAUUACUGAAGCUGCUUAUCUCUGGGAUGCUGAAAGGUGUAAGAAAGGAUGUCAGGAUCCUGCAAGUAGAUCAAUACGGAAGUUUGGUUAUUCAGACUAUUCUGAAGUUGUUGGUGGGGCAAGAUGACGAGCUGAGGCAUAUAAUUCCCACCCUCCUUGGUUGUAGUGAGAAAGAUGUCGCGGAGGGAAGUUAUGUACAAAUAUCAGCUGUUCCAGAUGUUGUGGAUUUGAUGAAAGAGACUGCAUUUAGCCAUUUAAUGGAGGUGAUUUUGGAAGUGGCUCCAGAAAAUCUGUUCGAUGAACUUGUCACAAAAGUAUUCCGGAAUUCAUUGUUUGAGUUGUCAUCGCAUCCCUGUGGAAAUUUUGCUGUCCAAGCACUAAUUUCUCACAUAAAAUAUAAAGAUCAAAUGGAGUUGGUAUGGUCCGAGAUUGGAACAAAGGUCAGAGAUCUUCUUGAAAUGGGAAGAUCAGGAGUCGUUGCUUCACUAAUUGCUACUAGUCAGAGGCUUCAAACACAUGAACAGAAGUGUUGCGAGGCUCUGGUUCGUGCUGUAUGUUCAACUGAUGAAUCUCCAAAAUGUAUUGUUCCUCGAAUAUUGUUUAUCGACAGAUAUUUCUUUUGUGAAGAUAAAGCCAAAUGGGGAUUUCCUAGUGGAGUAAAAAUGCAUGUCAUGGGUUCUCUAAUUCUGCAGGCAGUUUUUCGAUAUCGAACAGCACUGAUUCAACCUUACAUUACAAGUAUCACAUCAAUGGAAGACAAUCAUGUUCUUGAAGUAGCAAAAGACUCCAGUGGAUCUCGUGUUAUUGAAGCUUUUUUAAAUUCUGACGCCCCUGCAAAACUGAAACGCAGAUUAAUUAUGAAGCUACGAGGACAUUUUGGAGAGCUUUCAAUGCAGUCAUCAAGUUCCUUUACAGUCGAAAAGUGCUAUAAUUCCAGUAACUUGUCUCUACGCGAGGCCAUUGUAUCUGAGUUGGUAGUUUUACGAAGCGAUCUCUCCAAAACGAAGCAAGGACCUCAUCUCUUGAGAAAGUUAGAUGUUGAAGGGUUUGCAUCCCGACCGGACCAGUGGAGAUCAAAACAAGCAUCGAGGGAAUCAGCUUACAAAGAAUUUCAUGAUACAUUUGGGUCUGGCAAGUCCAAAUCACUGAGUAUUGAGGGCUUCCGAGCUGAGAAUUCGAAGCAUAGGUCACAUCCAAAGGACGUGAAGACAACGCGGCAAGAGAUUGAGCACCAAACAAUUUCUGGCAAACCCUUUCUAUCAAUGGCUGGCUUUAAGGGCAAGUCAGAAAAAGGUAAGCACGGUGGUAAAUUACAUUCAAGAUCUUCCAUGGAUAUUGAUAUCUCAGAAGGGAAAACGAAAACUUCCAAAAGGAAACGGAAUAAGGAUCAGUUUGAGAACACUGUGGCGGGAAAAAGGAAACGGAAAAUGUAGCUUGGAACCGGAAAUAGUCCUUGUACUUGUACCCUGUAGCAGUCAGCACAAAAGCAUUGCCUGGCAAAAAAAUCUUCAAAGCUAAGCUAUAGAAAUUGCAGUAAGUUGUAGCUUAAGAGUUUUCACCAGGAUCAUCUAAUCUUAGCUACAAUUUUUUUGGAGUUGUAGCAUAAACUUUGAUGGGAAUAUAGAGGAAAUGCCUUUCUAUUUUUAGUGGGGCGGGAGAAGAUAUUAUGAUGGAGCAUAUACCAUGCAAGAUCUUCAGAGUAAUCAAAGAAAUAUGAGAGGUCAGUAAUCAAUUUUUUUUUUCCAAGAAAAGAUUGAUCUUCAUGUCGGAUGAUACUUAAACUUUAUUUGCUAAAUUCACUGUCCAAGAUUAUGUUGUCGGAGGACUUGGAUGUUUAUGCCUUUUAUUCACAAAAGACGAGGACGUCGUGCAUUGUGUGGAAGAAGAGAUGAUCAAGUAACGUAUCAUCGUCCUCUGUUUAAUUUUAUUUUCAAUUUCUCAUUGUUUCGUCAAUUAUGCAACUUUUUUUCAUCUUUACAUUAAUGUCUCCCAACCCAACUCCAUUACAAAAUCAUCCUUUCACUGAGUAUUUGCAAGUUUCUAGAGAUUUUCUGAUGUCUAUUUGGCCUUCAAAUGUAUUAAAAAAAAAGUAGUAUAUAUUUUCGAUGAUGACACUUAGUCUUUCUCAACUUCGGGUAGAAAAGGAAAUUUACUA
Molecule: messenger RNA, 3197 nt
Organism: Benincasa hispida (wax gourd)
Lineage: Eukaryota; Viridiplantae; Streptophyta; Magnoliopsida; Cucurbitales; Cucurbitaceae
Gene: PUM23
Product: pumilio 23
Biological process (GO): endonucleolytic cleavage in 5'-ETS of tricistronic rRNA transcript (SSU-rRNA, 5.8S rRNA, LSU-rRNA); endonucleolytic cleavage to generate mature 5'-end of SSU-rRNA from (SSU-rRNA, 5.8S rRNA, LSU-rRNA); ribosomal small subunit export from nucleus
Cellular component (GO): 90S preribosome; preribosome, small subunit precursor; nucleolus
Molecular function (GO): RNA binding
Source: RefSeq, a predicted model, not a curated record